This is a messenger RNA of Chaetura pelagica (chimney swift), 1989 nucleotides long. RefSeq names its product huntingtin-associated protein 1 (gene HAP1). Gene Ontology annotation, molecular function: signaling receptor binding. Gene Ontology annotation, cellular component: dendrite. The transcript is spliced from 15 exons. The coding region runs from base 1 to 1989 and encodes 662 amino acids. Lineage: Eukaryota; Metazoa; Chordata; Aves; Apodiformes; Apodidae. Gene Ontology annotation, biological process: anterograde axonal transport of mitochondrion; neurotrophin TRK receptor signaling pathway; neurogenesis. The record is from RefSeq and is a predicted model, not a curated record.
AUGCACCAGCCCUGGCAGGACAAGGGGCCAGAGAAGGGACUCUGCUCCCUGCCAGCGCUGCUGCAGGGAGCCAGGGAGGAGGGUGCUUUUCCCCAUGGCAGCCACCCCUGCAAUGUAACGCCGGCCAAACUGGACACCACGGUCCCACAAGAGACCCCCCGCGGCCAGCACCCACCUGCCCCACACCUCCAGCCUGGCACACCCUCACCCACUGCUGCCCUGCCCCACGCCAGCCCCGCGCCCCACGGAUCAGCCUCAGGUGGGCGCCGCGAUGUUGCGACUGUCACCGACCUGUGCAGCGGCGAUGUCCCCGAGGUGGAGAUCAUCAGCCUGCUGGGGGAGCCGCUGCCCCGCUACACGCUGCGGGCUGACACCGUCUUCGGCUACGACCACGACGACUGGCUGCGCGUUCCCCUCAGCCCCCUGGAGCCCCCGGCCCCCCUCACUCCCCAGCAGAUCGAGGAGACCCUGCAAUACUUCCUCCUGUGUGCUGAGCGGGUGGUCAGGAUCACGAAGACCUACCACGACAUCGAUGCCGUCACCAACCUGCUGGAUGAGAAGGAGCGGGACCUGGAGCUGGCGGCGCGCAUCGGGCAGUCCCUGCUGAAGCAGAACCGGAGCCUGACUGAGCGCAACGAGCUCCUGGAGGAGCAGCUGGAGUUGGCCAAGGAGGAGAUUGCGCAGCUGCGCCACGAGGUCUCCAUGCGGGAUGACCUGCUCCACUUCUACACCACCACGACAGAGGAGAGUGAGCCCACUGCCACCACCUCCACACCGUUGCGUCAGAAUGAGUCCUCACUGUCCCUGCAGCAGUACCUCCAGUAUGACACCUUGCAGCAGAAACUCAAGUGCCUGGAGGAGGAGAAUCAGAAGCUUCGCAUGGAGGCCACCAACAUUGCAACUGAGACCUCUCAGUAUGAGGACCAGGAACAGCAGCUGAUGAUCGACUGUGUGGAGCAGUUCUCCGAGGCGAGCCAGCAGGUCGUUUACCGGUGGGAGGAGCGGGCCCGCAAGGCGGAGGACACGGCGCGGCAGCAGGAGGAGAUCAGCCAGCUCCUGGCACAGGUCGUGGACCUGCAGCAGAAGUGCCGCACGUACGGCUCGGAGGUGGAGGAGCUCCAGCAGCACCUGGCCCUGGCGAAGGAGGUGCAGCAGCAGCUCCGCACAGAGUUGCGGGACCUGCAGGAGAAGUACGCGGAGUGGGGCGGGCUCACCGCUGGCUCCGGCUUCUCCCUCAGCUCCCUCUCCUACUUGCCCGACAAGCUGCAGAUCGUGAAACCCCUGGAAGGCUCUGUGACUCUGCACCACUGGCAGCAGCUGGCACGGCCCAACCUGGGUGGGAUCCUGGUGCCCCGUCCCGGGGUGCUCACCAAAGACUUCAGGCAGCUGGACAUCGACCUAGAGGAGGUCUACAGCCUCAAUGACCUGGAGGAGGAUGAUGUGGAUGCUGGCUCCUUCCAGCUGCUCCCUACCUCAACACCUGCCAAAGCCAAGGAGCGCCCAGGGGUGUUCCUCUCUGUUAACAACCUCCCCCAGACCCCAUCUACCUUCACCACUACCACUUGCCACAUCCUCCACCCCAUCACUGAGGUCACCACGGUGACACCCAGUCUGUGUAAUGCCUUCAUGUCUUCUUGUGGGCCCCUUGAGGGCCUGAGCUGUGGCAGCCCCUUGCUGGAGAAGUCUUCCCCUGUGCUGACACCUGCCCCUGGACCCCUGAGCACCCCCCUGGGACUUGUCAGGCUCUUGCUGGUGCGAGGAAUCUCUGCCUCAGUGCCAGGGACUGGGUCGUGGUGGGGCCCCCUGCUCCCCCUCCAGGAGCCCCAGGAUGCUGGCACCUGCCCCUCCCCUGCACCCGGGGGGCAGGAAGGACCCCGGCCCACGAGCAGCACCUUCAGCUUUAACCUGGUGGAGAAGCUGCGGCGCCUGGGGCUGAACAGGGUGGUGGUUGGAGGGGGGAUGUCCUACACCCCAGGGGAGCUGACGUGA